Thlaspi arvense is the source of this 634-nucleotide messenger RNA. NCBI's taxonomy places the organism in Eukaryota, Viridiplantae, Streptophyta, Magnoliopsida, Brassicales, Brassicaceae. The record is from the annotation of a GenBank genome assembly.
UUCAUCCUACACCAAAAAUCACCAUAGCUUCACUUGCAAACACUGCCAACCAAAAAAACCACCAACCAUGUUUGCCAUUAAUGUUGUCGCCAUUCCUGCCUCUGCUAAUUACACAAUUUUUGAAGAUCUUCGUCUUGGCCGUUCUACUCAACAAGUUGUUGGCAGGCUAAUCCGUUUCUGGGACGCUCGCAACAUCAACAAAAAUGGAGAAUUUCUGAGAAUCGUAUUACUUCUCCUUGAUGAGAAGACCUACACACACACACACACACACACACACACUACUUACUUAUUCUUCUAUAUUUAUGUAAUUCAUGGAUUCAUACCUGCCUCACUUGCAAACCAAUACCGUCAAACUUUAAUUGAGGAUGCCAUUUUCAACAUUGGAGGAUUUGAAGUUGGCAGGUGCACAAAGGUAUACAAGAUCACAGAUCAUCCUUUCGUACUACAUUUCAUCGCCUCCACCACAAUUGCUCAGGCAUCUGACGUCAGCCUUUCCAUAAAGCAUGAAAAAUUUUUGCUCCGCAACUCUGACCACCUCCAAGCUUUGGCGAACACAAAUCUCGAACUCCCUGGCUCAAAUCUUGACAACCCAAGUUCCAUGCAACCCUUGGUGGUGUGGUUCCUUAUUGAUACG